CGACUCAACCGCAAAAUUCAAUGCAAAUUUACAUCACCACAUCAAUCAACACGCAAUCAACUCAGAAGUGAAUUCAGAAUUGCGCGUCAAAAGGACCUCGAGCUAUGUCGGAAGAAGAAAAGGUCGUCACCCACGAGGAUAUCUGGGACGACUCGGCUCUGGUGAAUUCGUGGAACGAAGCCCUUGAAGAGUACAAGAAAUACCACAGCAUUCACGCUGACAGGACAGCCGAAGCCCAUAUUGUUCCAGAUUCGCAAAAGUCAGGCCACUUUCCACCAUUUUUUACCGUCUCCACCUCCCCUGGUCGGUGUCUGCGCUAUGGCGCACACCCUCCCGUUGUCGAAGCAGCAAGCUGAUUAAAUGGAUCACGGUAAUUGAUCGCCAUGGAACAGCCCCCUACGGAACGCCAAGACUGAAACGAAUGAGCCUCAGUCGCCGCCCAAGAGAACGAGGGGCGAUGGCGAAACAAUUCAAGAGCAGGCCAAGCCUACGAGUGGACGUCCUGAAGUUUCCGGCGUGAAUGAUCAUCAACAACGUGGCGGCGCGCUUAGCUCGCCCGUAUCUGUGCUUGGCUCAGUUAAAGAUGAAAACCUCAAAUCCCUGCUGAUGUCAUGGUACUACGCCGGUUAUUACACGGGGCUCUAUGAAGGACAGCAACAGAGAUCCCACCAAGGCGAAUCGUGACCGGAGAUAAGAAAUUGACCAGGACACGUCGGGACCAAGAGCUGUCUGAGCGCCUACGAUCGAUAAAGGUCAGGACAUCCGCCCACAGAUCUCCGAGCUCCUUACCGCACCCUUCGUAGUUUA
Molecule: messenger RNA, 807 nt
Organism: Pyricularia grisea
Lineage: Eukaryota; Fungi; Ascomycota; Sordariomycetes; Magnaporthales; Pyriculariaceae
Exons: 5
Coding region: 105-356 (83 amino acids)
Source: RefSeq, a predicted model, not a curated record